Drosophila persimilis is the source of this 6105-nucleotide messenger RNA. RefSeq names its product folliculin-interacting protein 1. The record is from RefSeq and is a predicted model, not a curated record. Gene Ontology annotation, cellular component: cytoplasm. The transcript is spliced from 7 exons. The coding region runs from base 865 to 5340 and encodes 1491 amino acids. Gene Ontology annotation, molecular function: ATPase inhibitor activity; protein-folding chaperone binding. Lineage: Eukaryota; Metazoa; Arthropoda; Insecta; Diptera; Drosophilidae.
GUUCAGCUGCAAUAAGUGGUAAAAAGCAAUGCCUUGUUUCGUGUUAAGAUAGCAAAUACAAAAAGCUGUGAAUUGAAGCAGGGGUGAAGGGUGGGAUGGAGUGGAGGAACAAAAAAAACUACACAAAAUUGUGUAUUGGCCAAAGCUCCAGCUCCAGCAAGAUGGAAAGAAGCCAAGACGACGGUCAGCAGGAGGGAAAUCUUACUAGUUUUAGUAAUAGCCCCCGCCAGCGGCAGCAACUGUUAUUCUCACACAUACAUCGCAAUGGCUCUCUGUCUCCGCUCUCACACACUUAUACAUACGCGCUCUGACAACGACACCGACGCGCGCCUCUUGCAAACUUUUUAAAGCGGACGCCAACGUUGUUUGGGGCCUCACAUCUUUUCGGCGUGGAACGGUAAAGACCUGUAGAGCAGCGAUUUCCGCCGCUCAGGAUGAGGGCAAAAGCAACGCAAAGCAAAAAUAGCAAUAUUCAUUCAAUCAAAUAAAUAACCAAGUGUGUGUCUGUGAAUACUCGGCAACUACAGGAAGAGAUCAUUUGGCAAAAGAAAGAGAAGAAGCAGCAGCAGCAGCAAGACAUACAUACACACACACAUACAGAUGUAGAUGUAUGCAGAUGCAAAGAAAAGUGCAAAGCGAAAGUUUAAUUGUGGCAGCCAAGCAUCAUUUUCUCUAGCUCUCUCUCUGUCUCUAUCGCGCGCGUGUUGGAAAAACUAACGGCACCCGACACAUUCCAAGGAAAGAGUGAAACAGUGUCUGUGUGUUUUUUUUUGUGUGAAAAGAUUUACAGUGAUUUACAAUAAAUUGUUGUUAGGAUAUUGGCCAGAUGUGUUUAUUAAAUGAUUGCGCACACUGUAUGUUAUUAUGGCCUUAUUGAAUAAACUGUUCUUUCCGUCGGCACCAGCAGCAGCAACAGUAGCGGCCGCAGCGGCACCCACGCACGCGUCAGCGCUGACCGCGUCUGCGUUCGCGUCCCAACAAACCGCAGCAGCGCUAAUUAAUAGCCAAACAACAACAUCAUUACCGGCAGCGUCGGCGUCACGUACAACUCACGCCUCCCCCGCCUCCACUCAUGCCGCUGUCUCUGCUGGCAGCGGCAAUAGUUCGUCGUCCGCAAAAGCUACAAAACAAACUUCGCGAAAUUAUCUAAGUCGAUUCCCCUUCGAGGGCAGCCAAGUGCGUGUGCUGCUCUAUAAAGAGGAUGACACUCGUCGCCUGCUCUUCGAUUCCAAUGCCCUGCAGAAGGUGACGCACAAGGAGGCCUCAACGUCCGUCCCCUCGUCGGCCACUGGGAAAUUCGUGAAGAAUGAAAAGUACACAUCGCUGCAAAACGGCAAGAUCCAGGCCAAGGCACAUUCCAGCAGCAAUGGCAGCAACUUUAUCGAUGUGUGCCCCGAGUACGGCUACAAGCACAAUCGCCCCUCGGGAGCGGAUAUCACGCCACUGGGCGAGAUGGUCUUUGGCUCGCUGCCGAUGUCCUUCUGUGGAACCGCUCUCAAGGUGCACUGGCUGCCGGAACCGGCGCGAAUCCUGUGCUCGCAGGUGUACCUGACGCCCACGAGCAGCAGCAGCAUCGGUGGAGCAGGCCACUCGCCCUACUCGACGCUCUCGAUGAACAGCCUGGCCACGCCCCGCAGCUCCAUUUGCAGCGAGCACGGCUCCAUGGAUGGCCUCUCGAUGAACUCCUUCUCCAUGCCCUUCAGCGUGUGCGUGGGUCGCCAGAUGAGCCUGACGCCGCCCCUCGAUGUGCCUGCCCCGGACCAGCAGUCGCUGUCGACAGUCCAUUCGAGCGAUUCGAGCGGCCCGCGGUACUCCUCGACGUACAGCAAUGCCACGGACUCGGGCUACUCGGCCAGCGGCAGUGGGAGUGGGAGUGGUGCGGGUGGUCCCUAUUCGAGCGGAGAUCAGUGGUCGUAUCAGUAUUCCACACGCAGCAGCUUGGGCAGCGUGAUGUCCGACCAGUCGGAUGCCAUGCGAAAGCUGAGCAUGGACUCGGCCUUCUCGGCCAGCUCCCCGCACCUGGAGGAGUUUGCCAGCGACGGCUGCCUGCAGCGACGAAUCUCGCGCAACCUGCGCACCUCCUUCGAGAACGAGCAUUCCAGGAACGACUUUAUCGGCUUCCUCAGCGACAACUACACGCAGGCCAAUGGCGGCAGCUCGAGCCAGGGAUCGGGCAAUGGCGGGGCCGGUGGCAGCGAAGGCGGUGGCAUGGCUCCACCGCAGUACAGGCGCGCCAGCUACUGUGCGAACGAGUCGCGUAGCAAUCCCGAGAUGGGACGUCGGCAGGCCAAUCUGAGGCGUCGGGCCAAGCUGGGACUGGCCGUGUGCAUCACCAUGAGCGAGUCCUUCGAGGAGGAGAUGGAGCUCUUCUGCAGCGAGCACAUUGCCCUGCUCGAGUCCAUGCUGAGUCGUCUCAGGGCCAGCACAGAGCACGCCUACAUCAAUCACAAGAACUUUUUGCAGAUCAUGUUCCAGGCCUGGCAGGAUACACAGCAGUGGUUCAACGAUCUCUUCACGGCGCCACGCAUCAAGACCCCUGUCUGGCUGAGCAUCACCACCAGCGGCAGCAAGUACUCCAAGACUGUGGCCGAACGCUUCAUUAAGGAACUCUGUGAUUUGCUGUCCUUUGCCGAUACCAAGGAUUCCAAUUUCUUCAUCAGCACAAUGUUGACGGGGAUUCUCACCUACCAUCUGGGCUGGGUGGCCACCGUUUCAGCCUUCAACAGUUCAGGCUCAAGGCGAUCGGACGCCUCUGCGGCCUCCGCAGCCAUUGAACAGAGGGCCAAGCUCCUGCAGGUGGCCCAGAAGCACCCUUACAACGCCCUGUGGGCGCAGCUGGGGGACUUGUAUGGGGCCAUUGGGAUGCCCCCGAAGCUGGUGCGCACCAUCAUCUAUGGAGCGGAGAAGCUGUGGGUGGAGAAGCUCCUCAAUGUCCUCACGUACUUUAUACGCUGCAGCGAGGUGCGUCGCACGGCCAAGCGGGAGGACUUUAACAAGCAGCUGAUCAACGAUCUGGUCAACCAGAGCCAGAACCACCAUCAGAGCCAGGAGCGGCACAAGAGUCCACCCUCGCAGCUGCGCCGUGCGGGCGGUCUGAGCCGAGUGGCCACCUGCAAACAGAAUCUGAAUGCCAUUGCGGACGAUGUGGAUGAUGGGGGGGAGGUGCUGCUCGACUGCUGCGGAGACGAGGAUGAGGACGAGAGGGAUCUGGGGCUUGAAGAUCAGGCAGAUCAGGACGGCAUGCAGACGCUGAAAAAGAACGAGAUACCCACUGUCCUGGCCUUCCGCGACUCCCAUUUUGUGCAGCAGGAGCUGCGUAUUGGCAACUAUUUGAUGGACACGGGCAUCGACAAAAAGACGCUGCUGGCCCGACAGGCGCAGCAGUACUUUCGCACCGGCAAGGAUGGCCGGAUACGUCUGACGGUAACCACGCCCGACAAUGUGGAGCUGUGCAUGGAGGAUGAGUCAAACGGAUCGGGAUCGGGAUCCGUUGGCACAGGCGGCGGCAGCAUCGAUGAUGGGGCCAUCGAAGCCAUCGAGUUCGACGAUGCCACGGAAACACCACCAGCUACAGCCACAGCCACAGCCAAGAAGAACUUCUUGUGGAACAUGGUGCCCAUGGCGGCGGUUGUGAAGGAUGGUCUGAGCCUUGAUCUGGCCAAGCUUCAGCAGGGCAUUAAGAUCAUGAACCGAAAGCUGGAGCGGCGCUGCAGCAGCUACUCCGUCGAGGGAAAUCCAGAUGCCAUCGAAAAACGGGGAGCCCUGGACGCGGGCGACUUUGAGCCGCUCACCCACGAGAGGCGCGCCUCGCAUCUGUCGUUGUCGGCCCUCAUCACGCAGAAUAGCAUGGGGAAGAGCGAUCGCAUGACGUGGGGCAUUGAGCCCAUAAAGGAGAACGUCAGCCUGGAGGAGCAGAUCCACUUCGAUCACUGCCACAAGCUGAUCGAGCGGGAGCAUGGCAUCUGCAGGCAGACCGGCGCGGAUAAUGGCAAUGGUGUGGUCUUCGUCCUGGGCGACAACGAGCCGCUGAUCAAUCUCAAGAAGAGCAACGAAGAUCUCACCGACGACGCAAAGCAGGCCCCCGCCACGCUCAUGCUGUGUGCCCAGCAUCAGCGCACCCACGACGUGGCCAGCAUGGCCAAGAAGCACUCGGGCAUGAAGUUCAACUUUGAGCAGUAUCCCCAGAUAGCCACCAACUACAUGAAGAGCAAGAACCUGGUGCUGUCCAACAACUACGAUCUGCUAAUGGACAAGGCCACCAAGCUAGAGGCGAGUGAGGCUGCCCUCAAGUCGAGCGACAGCAGCGUGACACUCCAUCAGCAUCCUGAGCUGGCGGCCAGCAGCAGCUCAAUCGGACCCAGUCCCAACUCCAAUCCCAGCGCAACGCCGGCAGUGGGCAGCGAGCGGUGCAUUGUCUGCAGCAGCGGUGGGAUGAUGAGCUCCUCGGCGACCUACCAGACGCCAUCCAAUGCCACCGAACUGGAGUUUGAGACGGAUGAGGUGCAUUGCUAUAAUCAGAAUCAGAAUCAGAGCAGCAGAACCCUGCAGCCGGUCAACUCUGCUGCCUCCAUAGAUACCCUCAAGUCCGCACCAGAACCUCCCCAGCCAGCGGUGGUAACGCAGACGGGAUUCACGCGAAAACAGCAGCCCAAGCGGGUGCCCUCGGGUCGCAGCUCCGUCUCCUCGGUGGCCGCGAAGUGCGCGGCCGUGAAUGUGUCCCAGCAGCUGUUGAAGCUACCCGUGCCUGGCAUCAAGGAACUGCCGCAGGACGAUGAGCCGCCGGGCGAUCAGCUGCGAGCGGGUUUCAUUCCCUCGCUGAUGCUGAGCGUCAGCGAUCACUAUGUCUCCGACAUGGUGCUGCAGGGGACGUGUGCACCGCCAAAUAAGUGGGAAAUGCAUCUGCGCGAGGACCUGGCACUGGCUGCACGCUCGGCCUCACUCAUCUCACAGCCGGCGGAGAAUAUUGCCAUUGUGGCGGACAUGGACAAGUGGGAUGUGCGCCUGAUCUCGUCGCAGGCCCAGCAGUUUCCCUAUGCCGGAGGCCAGAGCUCGCCCGUGGGCAUGUCGCAGCUAGUUUCGAGCAUGCUGGAAACCGUUCAGGCCAUGCACGCUGGCGGCAUACCCGCCUAUGAGUGCCUGUCGUUUCUGGAGUCGAAGCUGCAGGAAAUCUAUCUACAGUCGGAGACGUUGGCCGCCUUUCUGCUCGAGACGGAUCCAUGUCGGUUGAGUGACAUUACCACGCCGCUGCAGCUCUCCGAGAACGAUGUGCCGCUUCUGCUCUCGAUUGCCUACAUACACACGCCCAAGAUCAGUCGCAAGUGCGGCAUCAGCUUCAGAUGACAGACGCCGAUCCGCUGCUGACGAAAGGAAAGGACAGUACAGGAUAGGAUAGGAACAGGAUAGGAAUAUGAAUAGGAAUAGGAAGAGAAAGAGAAAGAGGACAGGAGAUGUGCCCAGCAUUGCCAAUCACUGCAUUCAUUUGCAUUCAUCUCAUGCAUCAUCCAAAGCGAAACAAGCAAAUACUCCAGCGAAUUUUCAUUUCACUGAUUUUGUGAUAUAUUUAUGUAGACGUGUAUGAAUCUAGCGCUUAGCCAUAGCCAAUAGCCUCUUAGCCGUAGCCCUCACUCGAUUCAGUCGACUCCCCCGCUCGCGCACCCUUCGACGGGGGACGGACAUUCAUUUAAAUUUAUCACAUCCACUCGUCGUCGGUCACAUGAACAUGAAGAAGUAUUGUAAAUUAUUUGAUUUAGAUUUAGUAGCGGUCGGGUCUGAUUGCGUGUGCGUUGUUCGGCUUAGCAGCACUACAAAGCACGCUGCUAUCGGAUCGAUUGAUCGCCAAUACAACAUAUCGCAUGCCCUGCCCCCGCCCCGUACUUUAGUGUUUGAUUUAGAUUUAAUAAUUUAUGACAGCAAUAUCAUAAUCGUAAGAUUUAUUUGUACACUGCUACAAUAUGCCACGGAUAUGAGCGGAACGAAAAGCAGCUACUGAAGUAAUUUAAUUUUAGUAUGCAAUUCGCAGAAAUUAACCAAAACGAAAUCAAGCAAUGAACCAAUCUAUGUAUGUAUGUAUCUGAACAAAUUACAGACAUUUAUAAUGGAAAGAAA